Messenger RNA from Limulus polyphemus (Atlantic horseshoe crab), 3588 nucleotides. RefSeq names its product mRNA export factor-like (gene Rae1). Gene Ontology annotation, molecular function: RNA binding; ubiquitin binding. Lineage: Eukaryota; Metazoa; Arthropoda; Merostomata; Xiphosura; Limulidae. Gene Ontology annotation, cellular component: nuclear pore. Bases 80 to 1183 code for a protein of 367 amino acids. Gene Ontology annotation, biological process: RNA export from nucleus; transcription-dependent tethering of RNA polymerase II gene DNA at nuclear periphery. The record is from RefSeq and is a predicted model, not a curated record. The transcript is spliced from 10 exons.
ACAUUUAUGCUUUUGCACGAGUAGACAGUUUGGAAAUUACGUUCUUACAAUAUAACAUUAUAAGUAUAUGACUUGAGAAAUGAGUAUAUUUGGUACAAGCACUAAUGCUUUUGGUGGGACUGGUGGCAGUGUGUUUGGUUCCACUACAGCAGGCUCACACAAUCCAAUGAAAGAUUAUGAAGUUGUUUCACCACCAGAUGAUUCAGUUAGCAGUUUAGCAUUUAGCCCUGCUUCUAUACAAAUGAAUUUCUUGAUUGCAGGCAGCUGGGACAACCAGGUCAGAUGUUGGGAAGUUCAAAAUACGGGACAAACUAUACCAAAAGCUCAGCAGACACAUCAAGGCCCUGUUCUUGAUGUAGCGUGGAGUGAUGAUGGUUCAAAGGUCUUCACAGCCUCAUGUGAUAAAAGUGUUAAAAUGUGGGACCUGAACAGUAACCAGGCCAUCCAAGUUGCUCAGCAUGAUGCACCAGUAAAGACAGUACACUGGAUAAAAGCACCAAAUUAUUCUUGUAUUAUGACGGGAAGCUGGGACAAAACUCUGAAGUUUUGGGACACAAGGACACCUCAACCUUUGAUGACCAUUAACCUUCCUGAGCGAUGUUAUUGUGCUGAUGUGUUUUACCCAAUGGCUGUAGUUGGAACUGCAAGCAGAGGAAUUAUAGUCUAUCAACUGGAAGGUCAGCCACAAGAAUACAAGAAAAUUGAUUCUCCACUGAAGUAUCAACAUCGAUGUGUUUCCGUGUUCCUAGACAGUAAAGGAGCACCAAGUGGUUUUGCUCUGGGUAGUGUUGAGGGCAGAGUAGCCAUCCAGUAUGUUAAUCCACAAAAUCCAAAAGACAACUUCACAUUUAAAUGUCACAGAUCAAAUGGAACAACCAAUGGAUACCAAGAUAUUUAUGCAGUUAACGACAUAGCAUUCCAUCCAGUUCAUGGAACUUUAGCAACCAUUGGGUCAGAUGGACGUUUUAGCUUCUGGGAUAAAGAUGCACGCACAAAGCUUAAAACAUCUGAGCAAAUGGAACAAGCUAUCUCUCGCUGCUGCUUCAAUGCUAGAGGAGAGAUAUUUGCUUAUGCUGUGAGCUAUGACUGGUCAAAGGGUCAUGAAUACUACAAUCCACAAAAGAAGAAUUAUAUUUUUCUGCACCCAUGUUUUGAAGAACUGAAGCCUCGUAACAAGAAGUAAUUUUGCAAGUGUCAAAGACAGAUUCUGUCGAAUACUGCUGUGUUGUAUUUCUGUGUACUGGUUUUGUUCUUUAUAUAUUUGACUUGUAUCUGAGUCAGUAAAAAUUUACUGAAGAAAAGAGAGGAUGGUGUUUUAAGUGAUAUGUGUAUGUCAUUAACUAAAACUAGAAAUUAUUUCACAAUCAUUAUGUUUUAUGUUUGUUUUUGAAUGUUUAGUAGUUUCAAUUGCAUCUCAGAAUAAUUUGUAUGUAUGUUCAUUGAACCAGAAAUGAUGUCUUUGCUACUGCCAAUUUGUGGCUAAAAGUUAUUUAAGUGAAAACAAAAGAUGGAACUGGAAGCAUACUCUUAUGUGUUUUUGUUGAACUGCUCUAGAAGUAUUUCAAAGAAGAAAAGAAUGUGUAUUUUUCACUUUCAGAAAUUUAAUCUUGGCUGUUUACUUUUGUCAAAACAAGAUAGAGACAAAGUAGCUUCUGUUACAAAAUAAUUAGCCCAAAUUAGUAAUUUUAAAAUUAAUAAAAGGAAAUAUACACUAAAUAACUGAAUGUGAUCAGACUUACACAUGUGUAAGUUUACUUUUAAUAUACACAUGCAGAAUAAUAAAAUAUAGGUAGCUGUUCUCUGUACAGUGUAUCUGCUUACAGUGUGUAGAAGAAAUAGUGUGUGUGUGUAUACAUAUACACACACACCUUUCAUUUUAACCUUAGGUUGUUUGGUCUUUGUUUCAAAUUUCAUGAUACUCCAGAUUUUAAUGCAUUAAUUUUCAACAGUCUUCAUACAAAUAUUCUGAAGUAGCUAAAAACUUGGUUUCAUAAAUGAAACCUGAUGUUACAAAUCUACAAAAAUCUGAAGAAGCAUAUAGUACUAUUCUAGUGAUCAUUCUGGUGGUUUAAUCUUUUUAAGCUUUAUCACUGUGUGUAAUAUCACAUAUAGCAAAUGUGUGAAAUCUAGUAUUAGAAAUGCUUUCAUUUGUGUAAAGAUUUUUGUUAGUGGUAUUCAUACAAUGUACAUAUUAAAGAUUGUAUCACUAGAUUUGCAAUUAUGAGGAAUAAAGCCAAGUAUAACCUUUUAUACAAAAGAUGUUUGUCUAAGGUAUUAGUGCCUUUGAAGUGAAGAAGACUAAAACUUCUUUGAUUGCAUUGUGAGGAAUAUACAAAGUACAUAAAAUAUAAUUUUAGGUAAGUUUGAAGAAUCAAUACGAAAAGUAUUCAUAUCUAACACAAGCCAGUAAGAAAUGUUGUAAAAAAAAUUAUGGUGUUUCUAUGGUGUUCACUGUCAUUAAAGGAAACUGUUAUUUUCCCUUUUAUAGGUGAAUUAUAGGGUUAGUAAAAUGUCCAAAUAAGUCUGUUUCUUUUCGUAUACUGUUAGUAUAUAUCAUUUACAAAUGCCUCUCAAUCCAAUAAUAUACACAAUAUUGGUUGUUUAUUGAAGAUUAGCUUCUCUAAACUGCUGUUGAGUUUUAUAAGAAAAAUAUCUAAGAAUGUUAAAUUAUAGGCUUUCAAACAUCAUAGAAUAUAAUAACAUAGUGUAAGUUUUUUUUAUGGGAAAAAGCAUGAUUCUCAGACACUUCAUAUUUUGUGUGUUUUAUUACAAAACAAAUACAUAACAGAUCACCAUAUCUUGAAAGUAGAUCUUUUGUUUAAUCAGUAGGAAAUUCAUUGCCCAUUUGUGUUGUUUCCCCAUAUUGUGGUUUUGGUCAGUUGUAAAACCUUGAUAUUUUUCUUUGAAAUUACUACACAUAUUUAAUUGAUUGAUUUACAUUACUCAAUCUAAGUACAUAAGAAGUAAAAGCAUUAGCUUCUUGUUUAAAUGAAGUAAAUAGAAAAAUGUUUAUUGUGGAGUAAAAGAUAAUUGCAAACACAUACAUUUCAGAAGAAACAUAUUUUGUUUACUCCAAUCUAGAAAAUAGUUCCACUAAAAGUAUUAUUUUAAUUGGAAAAUAUAUUGAUAUAAACUAACUAUAAUGUUCACCAAAAGUCCACGUUCUUGAUUGAGAAAAAAUGAAGAACUAGGAUGACUCAAAAGGUUUCCUCAUUGAGUUAAAUAGAUUAUUUGUUUUCAAAGGGUUGUCUCCUGGUUUCAAAGAGUCAAUAAGCAAUAUGGCUGCAUUCUCAGGAGGUUGAUAUUUUUGGGUCAAACAGAUUCUCCCUAAGCUGGUUAUCUAUCCAUGUUCAAAGAAAUAUAAAUGGUGAAUAAAUGAAACUAUGACAUUGUAGAACUCUAAACUAAACAUUUUAGGAAAGGAAAAGUGGUUUGUAUAUGAGCCAAAUUACUUACUCUGGAAUGAAACCAGAUGUGAUAAGGUACAUCAUGUCUACCAUGGCUAAUUUGCUAUUGUUUUAAGUGUACAUAAUGAUUUUUAUUUUUUGAGCAAAUGAAUGAGGUAAAUAAAGGUUGUCAGUAAAUUUU